This is a messenger RNA of Venustampulla echinocandica, 2601 nucleotides long. Its product is annotated as Nucleotide-diphospho-sugar transferase. The coding region runs from base 1 to 2601 and encodes 866 amino acids. The record is from RefSeq and is a predicted model, not a curated record. Lineage: Eukaryota; Fungi; Ascomycota; Leotiomycetes; Helotiales; Pleuroascaceae. The transcript has 5 exons.
AUGGGUUUGGGAAGUUACUUCAAGAACAAACGGCCUGAUCCGCCGCAAGACGCCUCAGAGAAACCAACUGCUCCGUCCCCACAACCAAGCUAUACUAUGGAGCUCCAACCCCCAGUCUCAAGAUUUGGAUCGUCGAGGAAUUCGAUUUCCAAUCGAUCAACCCAAAGCUCAGCAUUUCUGGACGAUAUAAAACAUGAGGUGAUGGUGAACUACCUAUAUCAACAACAAUGUUCACAUCUUUGGGUUAGCGAUGGGAGUGGAGAAGUCGAAGGUGUUCUGUUGAGGAAAGCAAAAAACACAUACAUGGCUUGCCCGCCACAAUUAGGCAGCUCCCCGUUUGCUGCCGCUUGUGCAGCACUUAAUGUCCAAUGUGCGAUGACGGUCAAUUCCAGAGUUAUCAAGACUUUCUUGCAAUGGUCCCCGGAUGCCGUCGACGUCCCACUGCUAAAUGGCCUCCGCAUCCAGAUCCUACCCACAAUCGAUGACCUGCCUCGGGCGCGGAAGCAUCAAUUUGCUGCUUUUGUAGCCUCAGAUGCUUUGUUGGUGGUUUGGGACGACGAUGCGUUGCACUUGGUCACGCGUGCUAAGGCUAUUGAAAAGGAAUUGAUGGAAUUGGUCUGGAAGACCGGGGAACCUGAAGAUGGAGAAGAAAAAGCUGCCAAUAUAGCAUCAUAUGAGAUCGACGAGGAGAGCGGCGAGAUCAUCCCCGAAAAGCGACCAUUGCACCUGCAAAACACGGUGCUAGUUGGGCUAACACUCAUCCUAAUUAUCACUGCCAUGGGUGCUGGUUUCCGACAACUUGCCAUUCAGGUAGCGGUUGAUGGCAGCUACACACGUCUGGCACUUCUGGCUCUAACCCCAGUUCAGAUCUUCUUCACACUCUUCUUUGCACAAGUUAUCGUUGGUUGUUUAGCUCAGCUGUUUGGCCCAGUCCGCCAGUUAACGGUCAACUCGAAGUUCUAUUCUGCACGUGCUCCCCCACGUAUCCAGAGCUCAAUUCUCCCACACAUCACCAUCCAGUGUCCUGUGUACAAGGAGGGCCUGACCUCCGUCAUUGCACCAACUGUCAAGUCCAUCAAGCAAGCCAUUUCAACCUAUGAGUUGCAGGGCGGCUCUGCGAAUAUGUUCAUCAAUGACGAUGGUCUUCAAAUCCUUGAUGAGGAGGAACGUCGUGCUAGAAUCGAGUUCUAUGCUGACCAUAGCAUUGGAUGGGUGGCGAGACCAAAACAUGGCGACAACUUUAUCCGAAAGGGAAAAUUCAAAAAGGCUUCCAACAUGAACUUUGCCUUACAUAUCUCAUGCAUGGUCGAAGAAAAACUGGCUUUAAUUCAACGACCGGGCGACUGGACGCAGGCCGAUGAAGCUCAAGCCUAUGAAAGGUGCUUGAAGGAAGCCCUCGAGGAAAAUGGUCGUGCCUGGGCCGAUGGCAACAUCCGCGUCGGAGAUUAUAUCUUACUGAUUGACUCCGAUACUCGAGUCCCUGCUGACUGUCUCUUGGACGCUUGCUCUGAGAUGGAACAAUCCCCUGAAGUUGGUAUCAUGCAAUUUUCAUCCGGUGUCAUGCAAGUUGUCCACACUUACUUUGAGAACGGCAUUACUUUCUUCACCAAUCUCAUCUACACAGCCAUUCGAUACACAGUCUCCAACGGCGAUGUUGCUCCUUUUGUCGGUCACAAUGCUAUUCUCCGCUGGUCUGCCAUUCAACAAGUGUCAUAUACCGAUGAGGAUGGGUAUGAAAAGUUCUGGUCAGAAUCUCACGUAUCUGAGGACUUUGAUAUGUCUCUACGUCUUCAAGUUAAUGGCUACACCAUCCGCUUGGCUGCCUGGGCUGGUGAGGGAUUCAAGGAGGGAGUGUCACUUACUGUGUACGACGAAUUGGCACGUUGGGAGAAGUAUGCCUACGGGUGUAACGAACUUCUCUUCUACCCCAUCCGCAAAUGGAUCUACAAAGGCCCUUUCACACCUCUCUUCCGCAAAUUCUUGUUCUCCAACAUUCGAUUCACCUCCAAGAUCACCAUAAUUUCAUACAUCGGAACCUACUAUGCUAUCGGCGCUGCCUGGAUCAUGACUACUGCGAACUACUUCGCGGUUGGUUGGUUCAACGGUUAUUUGGAUAAGUACUACUUGGAUUCCUGGAAGGUGUGGUUCUCUAUCAUCAUCGUCUUCAACGGUCUUGGAAACAUUGCUCUUGCCGUCAUGCGGUACCGAAUUGGCGAGCGGAGUCUCCUCUAUGCGCUCUUCGAGAACUUCAAAUGGACCCUCAUGCUGGCAAUCUUCCUAGGAGGUCUUUCCCUGCACGUCUCACAGGCACUACUUGCGCACAUGUUCGAGAUCAAUAUGACAUGGGGAGCCACAGCCAAGGAAGCCGAGUUCAGUAACUUCUUCAUUGAAGUUCCCAAGGUGCUGAAGAAGUUCAAGUUCUCGAUGAUUUUCUCCAUCCUCGGCAUAGUUGGCAUGAUCAUCAUGGCCGUGGCACCAUUCAUUCCCUACGACUGGAAAAUCAAGGACUUCGUCGCCAUUCUCCCCAUGGCUACUGUCACAGCAAGUCAUUUGCUGUUGCCCCUCGCGCUGAACCCAGCUUUGAUGACUUUCUCAUGGUAA